Messenger RNA from Effrenium voratum, 2286 nucleotides. NCBI's taxonomy places the organism in Eukaryota, Dinophyceae, Suessiales, Symbiodiniaceae. The record is from the annotation of a GenBank genome assembly.
AUGGCGCAUCGCGUCCUGGACCGGGCGUUGCCGCGGUACGGCCAGCUGCUCACGCCGAAGGAGGUGGCGGCACUGCGAAACUUCACGCGGCUCUCGCUGCCGGCGCGUCAGCUCCUGGCUCGGCUGCUCACGCGGAAAUGGCCGCAGUGGGUGCCCAUGGACAACCUGGGCGCCAGGUAUCGCGAGCUGGGAGUAGCAGAGGCGCAGGCGGCCGCUGCCGAGCUGGCGGGGACUUCGGUGAGAUCGGAGGUUCCCGGCGAGGGAAGUGACUGGAGCCGGUACCUAGCAGAGCUCCCGGCGGAUCAGGAGGACCCCUCGCCCUGGCUGCUGGACACUGCGUCGGAGACCGCGGCCAGCUUGCUGCAGACCCCGCUGCCAACGAAGGAGGAGAACCUGGGCCGGCUGCUGCUGCAGGCGCUGCCGGCGGCGGAGCUGCGGCGCAUGGGCCGCGGCUUGGGCAUGGGCAACUCCAAGGGAGGCGGCCAGAGGGGCGCCAAAGGGAAGCUGCUGGCGCAAGUCUGCGAGGCCGCGAGGCAACAGCGCCCAUUGAUCGCGGAAAGCACUGAGAACUCUGAGGCCCACCUGGUCUCGGAGGCCCUGACGUUGGGUCGCCGCCUCUGCCUGGCGCCGUGCCCGGGGCGCGCCGCGCUGGGCGUCUUGUCGGAGCUCUUCCGCCUGGAGAGCUGCGGGGCGCCAGAGGUGUCCUAUGUGCUGUUCACUACGCGCUGGCCUGACUUUCCUUUCAAGGAGCCGGCGCCGCCGCUGUUCCAGGACCGCUCCUCUUUGGACGCCUUUCUGGACGCCAGGGCGCUGGUGGCCGGGCUACAGGACUUCCAGCGGCCCACCUUGGCCAGCGCGGAGGAGGACGCCCAGCGCGCGGAGGAACGUCUGCAGAAAGCGCUGGCGCUGGAGGGCAACGCCUUCGAGGCCGCCAAGUUCCAAGACCCCUUCCGGCGCCGCUUCACGGCGGCCUGGUGCUAUGCGGAGGCGCUUCACCACGCGGUGCUGGGCUCUCCGGCAGUGGGCGCACACCAAGCGCUGCAGUUGGCCAAGAUCCGGCGCUUGCGGCUUCUGCUGAGCUGCCGGCUGAGCCCCUCCAAGCGGGGCCGCUGGUAUGCGGAGUUGGCCAAGGAGCUGAGCCGCCGCGAGGGCCCGCGGGCGGCGCUGGCGCUCAGCGCCGCGGGGCUGCUGGAGGGCGCGCCCCAGGCCCCGGCGCCAGUGGAUCUCACCAGCGAUGGCGCAUCGCAGGAGGACUGUCGGCUGGAGGCUUUGCCGCGCGAUGCACGCUGGGACCUGGCGCGGAGGUGCCGGGCCUUGGCCAAGAAGUGCGACGGCCUGGGGCCUCGCUGGCGCCGAGCCCUGGACCAGGUGGCGGAUGGCGGAUGGCUGCCCGAGUUGGUUGUGCGGCUGAUCGAGGAGGAGGAGUCUGCUGCAGGGCCUAUCCGGAACCUGAGCGCCGGCAAGCUUGCGCUGCCGCAAGUGGGCGCCGGGCAUCGGCGGAUGUUUGAUGGCUUCCUCCUGGAGGAACUCACAGUGGAAGAGCUGGCAAUGCAGCACUACUUCAGCCAGGAAGGCGGCGGCUUCCAGUGUGGCGUCCACUGCGAGGGGGCUAUUCUGCGGGAUUUGUUCGCGAUCCUGCUGUUCGACCAGAUGUUCGACUGCUCGGUGGAGGGCGCGUUUGUGUCCGCCUUCCAGGACGCGCCAUUGGAUUUGGGAACUGAGGCCUUCUACCCCUCUCGCAUCACCUCGAUCGAGCGGCGCCUAGCCGAGAUCGCUAACAUGCUGCCUGGCGAGCUGGCUGCGGAAGUCACCCGCAAGAUGAUUCAGCAUCAGGGUGUGCGGCUCCGUGGCGUGCGCUGGGACCGCUACGAGGAGGGCGGCGUGUUCCUGUCAGACGCUCCGAAGCCUGAAGAUCCUGAAGGGCCAGAGGCGCAGGAUGCCACCAAAACACCGGCAACGCGGCGCUUGCUUUGUACUUCUGGCGAGGUGCCAUGCGGCGACCGCAGCCUGGGCGCCUGCGCCGGGGCGCUGGGCGGCCGCGUCCUGGCCGCGGCGCUGCGGCUGCUCUGCGAGGACUACAACUCCUCUGGGCUUCCAGACCUAUUGCUUUGGUGCUGGCACGGGGGCCGUGGCAUCCGCGCGCGCUUCGUGGAGGUGAAGAGCGAGCGGGACACGCUGGCACGGAGGCAGCGGCUUUGGCUGUGGACACUGCGGGGUGCUGGUGCGGAGGCAGAGGUCUGUCAUGUGCGCGACGGCCCGGUUCAGGAGCUUGGCAUUGGAGCUUAA